This is a messenger RNA of Corticium candelabrum, 1531 nucleotides long. Its product is annotated as serine/threonine-protein kinase VRK1-like. Gene Ontology annotation, biological process: peptidyl-serine phosphorylation; signal transduction. Bases 30 to 1295 code for a protein of 421 amino acids. The transcript is spliced from 10 exons. The record is from RefSeq and is a predicted model, not a curated record. NCBI's taxonomy places the organism in Eukaryota, Metazoa, Porifera, Homoscleromorpha, Homosclerophorida, Plakinidae. Gene Ontology annotation, molecular function: protein serine/threonine kinase activity; ATP binding. Gene Ontology annotation, cellular component: nucleus; cytoplasm.
CUCCCUGGUGACGUCACUACUUGUAGAACAUGAAGCGAUCUCGAAUGGCUGGAAAGCGCAACAAAGCCGAUUCAACAGAAACCAGUCCUCCAAAGAAAGCGAAGCCUAGCAAAGAAGCUUCUUCUGUAAGGCGACCGAAGGUUGCAGGAACCGCCAAGCAGGCAAAAAGGAAAUUGGCGGCAAAAAGGAGAGUGGCUGCCAAAUCUUCGUAUGAUUUUCCUGAGCCAAUGCCAGUAGGAGAAGUACUGGCAGAUAUGCAGAAAGGAAACUGGAAGUUAGGGAAGUCGAUAGGACGAGGCGGUUUUGGAGAGUUGUAUCUUGCUCAGAGAACUUUGAAACAGAUGUCUGAAGAUGAAGAUAAGGAAGCAAAUUAUGUUGUCAAAAUUGAACCUGAGGGAAAUGGGCCACUCUUCACAGAAAUACAUUUCUACACAAGAGUAGGAAAGGCAGAAACCAUUCAAACAUGGUGUAAAAGCCACAGAUUGAGCAUUGGAGUUCCUUGCUAUGUUGCUCAUGGCAAACACACAAAAAGAGGAAAGUCGUAUCGAUUUUUAGUCUUGCCCAGACUUGGAGAUGAUUUGGAAAAGCUGUUUGUCAAAUGUGGAAGGAUUUUUUCAGCAAAGACAGUCUGUCAACUGGCAUUGACAAUAUUGAACAGCUUGGAAUAUUUGCAUGAACAUGAGUAUGUCCAUGCUGAUAUCAAAGGGUCCAACCUGCUUGUAGAAUCUGUAAAAGGAGCUUGUGAACAGGUAUAUCUAGUGGACUAUGGACUAGUAUCUCGUUACACUAUAGGUGGAAAACAUAGGGAAUACAAAGAGGAUCCACGGAAAGCACAUGAUGGAACUGUAGAAUUUACUAGUAUUGAUGCUCACAACGGUGUUGCUCCAUCUCGACGAGGUGAUCUGGAAAUUCUUGGUUAUGUACUGUUGCAGUGGAGUUGUGGUCAGUUGCCCUGGGAAGUUAAUCUGUCUAACAAAGACUAUGUGAAGAAGGAAAAGCAGAAUCUGAUGGAAAAUCUUGACAGUCGUUUGUCAUCUUGUUUCUCAACUGGACGCUGUCCUGGUGAAUUGCUUGAGUAUUUCAAGUAUGUGAAGGGAUUGCUACAUGCAGAUAAGCCUGACUAUGGCGUGAUAAGGAGAAUUUUCAGAAAUGCACUUCGAAGACAAGGUCAUCAUAAUGAUGGGGUUUAUGACUGGAAUGUGUCAAGUCCAUUAGUUCAAAAGCAUGGCAAGAAAAUGAAACGAGUAAAGGCAGGAGACAGUGAUGCAAAGAGUAAGCCCAAGUCAAAGCCGUGACAAGAAAUAUGUUAACAGUUAGAAAACUUGCAGCAAGUAGCAUGUAGACUUUGUACACAUGCAUGGGACUGCAUGAACUUCAGUGUGUACUUUUGUAGCUAUUGAUGCAUAUAUGUGGACUUUUUGGUGUAAUUUGUAGCUUUGAGCUAUAGUGCGUAUGUUUGAGAUUAUAGUACUUAGCUACAAGCAACUGACAACUAAAUGACCACCGUUGCUGGUGAUGGUAUUGAAACUCA